UCAGCUUUUUGCCCGUUCGGCGGCGCUUGCCAAUCUCCAGCGCAAAUUGAACUGCUUGGAGUUUCAAUCCGAUCCUCAAUUUGGCUGCCCCAGUGCCACUGAUAAUCGGAAACACAACUUUUGUUACAUCAAUUGUAUAACACCGAGCAGAAGUGUACGGAAAAUGCAAAUUCUUAUCACUUGAAAAGGUUACUUAAUAAAAUAAAGGUAUUUUCACCUGGAAUCAACUUGUUUUUUAAGCGCCGCGCACAGCAUUUAAGUAAAUAUGGCUGUGGAUUAUGUGUUGGAGGACCUUAUGGGCAAAUUGGGUGAAUUUGGUAAAUAUCAAUUUGCCCAAUUCUUUCUGCAAGUGCUGUCUGCUCUCACGGCGGGUAUGCACAUGCUAUCGCUGGUGACUGUUGCUGCUGUGCCCGAGCAUCGCUGCUUCAUUGCCGGAGUGGACAACAGCAGUCUCUCCCAGGUCUCAGAGACUUGGCACUCCCGCCCUAUUAUCGACGCUAUUCCAUUAACGGAAACCGGAGAUCUGGAAUCGUGCCUGAUGUUCAAUGCGAGCGCUGGGGACCACAGCCGGAUACCCUGCGAGAAGUAUGUGUAUGAUACGACAUACUACAAGUCCUCCCGCACCAUCGACUGGGACUUUGUCUGCGAUCGUCGCUGGAUGGGCGCCAUAAUUCAGACCGUGUUUAUGUUGGGCACAUUUACAGGAGCUGUGACAUUGGGUGGCUUGGCCGAUAAGAUCGGUCGCAAGACCGUAUUCUGCUGGUCGGCGCUGCUGCAGCUGUUUAUUGGUGUGGGCGUGGCCUUUAUACCGGAAUACUUCUCGGUCAUGGUAGCUCGUUUUCUGCUAGGAAUUGUGGGCUCUGCUGGUGCCUACAUCUGUGGCUUUGUGCUGACCAUGGAACUGGUGGGUCCCAGCAAGCGCACAGUUUGCGGCAUUACGUUUCAAGCUGUAUUUGCAGGCGGCAUAAUGCUUGUGGCCGGCUGGGGUGCGCUGAUCAAAGAUCGUCAACUGUUGCAGGUGGUGUAUGGCCUCCACGGUUGCCUGUUUCUGGCCCACUGGUGGCUGUUGGAUGAGUCACCACGCUGGCUUUGGAUGCAGGGACGCGCUGCGGAGGCUGUGGAUAUUGUAGCCAAGGGACUGCGCAUCAACGGCUCUGGCAUACCUCUAGACAAGGACUACUUUGUGCAGAAGGCCAAGCAACAGGCUGCCGUUGAGGAGAAGUCUAGUGCCGGCCUCAGCGACCUUUUCCGCACGCCCAAUUUACGGAUGAAGACGCUGAAUGUGUGCCUCUGCUGGUUUGCCAACUCGAUUGUUUACUAUGGCCUGUCCCUGAGCGCGGGCAAGCUGUAUGGCAAUCCCUAUCUCAUACUGUUUCUUAUGGGUCUGGUGGAGUUUCCAAGCUAUAUCACCAUUGUGUUUGUCUUAGAUCGCCUGGGACGUCGCUCCAUCACCUCUACUCUGAUGCUCAGCGGCGGGCUCUGCUGCAUUGUGGCCGCCUUUAUAGCGCAGGGUACCACGCUUUCCACCAGCAUUGUUAUGUUGGGCAAAUUGCUCAUCGCUGGCUCCUUUGCUGUCAUCUACAAUUACUCGGCGGAGCUCUUUCCUACAGUGGUGCGCAAUUCAGCCAUGGGCUUGGGUUCUAUGUGUGCCCGUCUUUCUGGCGCGCUAACACCCUUGAUCACUCUGCUCGGGGAUUCGUUUGAUCCCAAAAUUCCAGCUGUGCUUUUCGGUGUGGUUGCCCUUUUGUCGGGCUUCUGGGUUAUGUUCCUGCCAGAGACAAUGAACAAGCCCAUGCCAGAGUCCAUUGAGGAUGGCGAGAACUUUGGCAAGGGCGACACCUGGUUCAGUCAAUGUGCUGGUCGCAAACAGCGCCAGGACAGUACUUAUCCCGACGAUCCCGAACAAAUGGUGCCGCUCAAGACCAUUGAAAGCAAAUAAUAAAUGACAUUGUUUUUGUUUUUUUUUUGUUAAGCCUUCUCAUAACGCACACACGCCACACACCCACAAAAACAGCAGCUGCUUUUGCAGUGUAAUUUUAGUUAAGUUUUAUCAUGUUAAUAAAUUGAAAAAUCGCCUUUAAAA
Molecule: messenger RNA, 2083 nt
Organism: Drosophila novamexicana
Lineage: Eukaryota; Metazoa; Arthropoda; Insecta; Diptera; Drosophilidae
Product: organic cation transporter protein
Exons: 3
Coding region: 266-1939 (557 amino acids)
Biological process (GO): transmembrane transport
Cellular component (GO): membrane
Molecular function (GO): transmembrane transporter activity
Source: RefSeq, a predicted model, not a curated record